Messenger RNA from Fomitiporia mediterranea MF3/22, 1595 nucleotides. RefSeq lists its product as uncharacterized. The coding region runs from base 241 to 1326 and encodes 361 amino acids. The transcript is spliced from 5 exons. Lineage: Eukaryota; Fungi; Basidiomycota; Agaricomycetes; Hymenochaetales; Hymenochaetaceae. The record is from RefSeq and is a predicted model, not a curated record. Gene Ontology annotation, cellular component: nucleus.
GUUUCUUUCUCCCUAUAGACUACUCAACAGCAAGACGCCUGGCGCGUCUUACUAUAUCUCGACUAAUACCAGCUAUCUAUUCUUAAAGUAUUGCUGCUUGAAGUGGUCUCCAGCCUUCUUGCGCUACAGUAAUACGACUUCACGUCGAAUCACGAUCAUUCAGCUGUCAACGCUCUGCUCUGGAAGCAGUUCAGUUACGCAUUAGAAACAUUAGACGCAGCAUAAUUGCCUUAUUUGGCCAUGAACUUUGCAAUGCAGUUGACCGGAAAGGUUAAAACACGCCCCAUGAUUGCAUGCCCGGAGUGCGGACGCGAGUUCCAGCGGAAUCGCAAAGCCGAUCUUCAGCGCCAUAUGCGCAUUCACACAAACGAAAAGCCCUUUGUCUGCCCAUAUCCAGACUGUGGCAAAGCCUUUAGGCAAUCUUCAGCUUUGAAGAAUCACUCAAAUUACCACCAGAGGGAUACUUCUUUCACGUGUGAUCAGUGCAAUAUGAAUUUCUUCGACAAGCCGACUUUCAAUCGACAUGUUCGUGAGAAGCACGAGCUCGAAUAUGUAUUUGCUUGCUCUAUUGUGGGUUGUGGAAAGCAUUUUAAACGAAAACCUGUAUUCAAGCAGCAUAUGCAGGAUAAGCAUUCGAUUGUCUACAACGACCAAGAGCUUCUCGCUCAUCGUGUCUCCGCUGAACCUUACUUGAGGGCAGCUCACGGUUCAAAGGCUGCUUACCACUCAAAUUUGUCCCCACUGCCGAGGCUUGCAGAUGCUCUGCAGAGUGUACAUAUACAUUCGGCUCAACCGCCCGCUGUGCAGAUCAACAGCGGCGUAUAUUACUCGUCGAAUCCGGCUGUAUAUGGAUCUAAUAAUGCCGAUGCCGUGCUGCUCAACGAUCCAUAUUCGACAGCCAAGUCGGUACACGCGACGUAUGCAACACCCACAAGCCACUACACCCAGACAUUUGGCGACUACGCAACCCCAUACGACUCUAUGCCUACGAACUUUUGGAUGCCUUCAGGAGGUCCAAAUGACACCUACUUUGAUGGACAAAUUUUCGGAAACAUGCAGCCAGCGGGUAUUCCAUCAGCGGCUCCAACAAUCUCGCUCACACCCGCACCAUCGCCACCACAUGGAUCUCCGAACCCGUCGUUCAUGUUCUCCUCGAGUUCGUCUUCUGGGAAUACGAACGGAGGAAGCAUGGGCUCUUACAGCCCCCACUCGUCAUAUAGCCGCGCUUCGUCGGCAUCUCCUAUCAGCCCAGUAGCAAGUCCCGCAACUCAAUCUCAACAACCUCAGUACACUUUACGCCCGUACAUCGCACCUCCGUAUUACUGACUUUCAUACAUGGACUUCAUGACCCUUUGUACCAUUUUUCUCACGAGACUUUUCCUUUUCUUACUGUAUUUAUUGUUUAUUUGUUUUCAUCUUUUAUCACGGACUUCUUCACAUCUCAUCACCAAGGUUCGCUGGACCGUGCAAGCAGCUUACAUUCCACUUAAUUUUACACCUUGCCAUGUCGCUGUACACUUUGUAACGCCAAUAUGCCCUCGCCUAUGUCCUUAUGCUGUCGUAUGCCCCACUGUAGCUAUUUAUGCCAAUCCAUU